Molecule: messenger RNA, 902 nt
Organism: Musca domestica (house fly)
Lineage: Eukaryota; Metazoa; Arthropoda; Insecta; Diptera; Muscidae
Product: fibrinogen C domain-containing protein 1
Exons: 3
Coding region: 53-838 (261 amino acids)
Source: RefSeq, a predicted model, not a curated record
CAAGUGUUGACGGUUCUGAAAGCGGUGGCAAUUUUGAAUCUAUAAAAAAAAUAUGAAUUAUAUUAAAUGGUCUUCAUAUUUUAUUUUCAUUAUAUUAUUGUAUUUUAAUAUUUUGGAACAAUGCAAUAUGGAAGUGAUUUCACCAAAGUUUUGCGAAUCAGAUGACAUGGAAGGCUUGAUUCGUUGGUACAGUGAUGUUUAUAAAUUUGUAAAAUCUAAUGAAGAUUUGAAUAAACGCCUAACUGAACUAGAGGGUGAAAUUAAAAGACUCAACAGAAAACUUGAACAUCAAGAGGAACACAUAAAUGGUGAAAUCGUCAUACAACGACGCAUGGAUGGCUCUGAAAACUUUUAUCGCGUAUGGGAGGACUACAAACAUGGCUUCGGCAAUCAAAGCAGAGAGUUCUUUAUUGGUCUACAACGUCUGCAUAAACUCACCAAUAGUCGGCGCUUUGAGUUGUGGGUGGUCAUGGAGGAUUUUGAUGAUGUUCGUCGUUAUGCCAAAUACGAUAAUUUUGUGGUAGCGAGUGAAAAGGAAAACUAUAAAUUACAAAGUUUGGGCCAAUACGAGGGUACAGCUGGUGAUUCUUUGACCUAUCAUUUGGGUUAUAGUUUCACCACUAAAGAUCGAGACAAUGACGUUGAUCAAGGCAACAAUUGCGCUCAGUUAUAUGUGGGUGCUUGGUGGUACAAAAGCUGUCAUGCCUGUAAUCUAAAUGGCGAGUAUUUAAGGGGCUCAACCACACUCUAUGGUAGAGGAGUUAUUUGGAAUGCCUUUCGGGCCCUUUAUUAUUCUUUGAAAUUUGUUGAAUUGUCCAUACGUCCUAAAUUAUUUUAAUGCUUAUUAAUUGAAAGGCAAUAUUAAUUAUAUGCUACUAACUUGCAUGCAAUUAAAUAAUGUU